Molecule: messenger RNA, 1657 nt
Organism: Anopheles merus
Lineage: Eukaryota; Metazoa; Arthropoda; Insecta; Diptera; Culicidae
Gene: eIF3m
Product: eukaryotic translation initiation factor 3 subunit M
Exons: 4
Coding region: 99-1256 (385 amino acids)
Biological process (GO): cytoplasmic translational initiation
Cellular component (GO): eukaryotic translation initiation factor 3 complex; cytoplasm
Molecular function (GO): translation initiation factor activity
Source: RefSeq, a predicted model, not a curated record
CAGUGUUGGUAACAAGAAGAACAAAAAGAUCCCGAAUCUUUGCGACGUGUUGUUCGAUUGGAGUGCGUUGAAUUUAUCGUAGAAAAAUCGACCGCACAAUGCAAGGACCGGCCGUUUUCAUCGAUGCCGAGAUCGACGAUCAGGCACAGGAGCUGCGCCAGUUCCUGAAGGGCCUGGGCGCCGAAAUCAGCGAGGAAAAGUCUACCAAGGGCAUCGAGGAUGAUCUGCACAAGAUCAUCGGUGUGUGCGACGUCUGCUUCAAGGACAACACGCACUCGCCGGAAGAGAUCGAUGCCGUGCUGAACAGCAUCGUUUCCAUCAUCGUGUCGAUUCCGCUGGAGCGCGGCGAGAACCUGAUUCUGUCGUUCUGCGACAAGAUGACGAAAGCGAAGGAGACCAGCCUGGCGCGCGUCUGCCUGCAGUCUUUGUGGCGGCUGUUCAGCAAUCUGGAGGUGACUUCGCCUCUCCGGUACCACGUCUACUAUCACCUGGUGCAGGUGGCCAAGCAGGUCAACCAGGUGAAGGAGGUGUUCACCGGCGUGGAGCAGCUGAAAGCACAGUUCGCCCAGUGCCCGCCGUCCAACGAGCAAAUGCAAAAGCUGUACCGUCUGCUGCACGAUGUGCUGAAGGAUUCGAACAGUGAGCUAGCGUCGAAGGUAAUGAUCGAGCUGCUCGGUACGUACACCUCCGAGAAUGCGUCGUACGCUCGGGAGGAUGCCAUGAAAUGUAUCGUGACGGCGCUGGCCGAUCCCAACACCUUCCUGCUCGACCCGCUGCUCUCCCUGAAGCCGGUCCGGUUUUUGGAGGGCGAGCUCAUUCACGAUCUGCUGUCCGUGUUCGUUUCGGAAAAGCUGCCAAGCUAUCUGGAGUUUUACAAAAACCACAAGGAGUUUGUUAACUCGCAAGGUCUGAACCACGAACAGAACAUCAAGAAGAUGCGCUUGCUGUCGUUCAUGCAGCUGGCGGAGAGCAAUUCCGAGAUGACUUUCCAGCAGCUGCAGGACGAGCUGCAGAUCAAGGAGGAAGAGGUGGAACCGUUCAUUAUCGAGGUCCUGAAGACGAAGCUUGUCCGCGCCCGGAUGGAUCAGCGGGCCCGCAAGGUUCACAUUUCCAGCACAAUGCACCGAACGUUCGGUCGGCCCCAGUGGCAGCAGCUGCGCGAUCUGCUGCUCUCGUGGAAAAGCAAUCUUACCCUCGUGCAGGAAAACAUCAACACCGUCUCUGCCGCUCAGAUGGAGCUGGCCCAGCGUCAGUGAUUGUGUUGCGAGCGCGCGUGUGUUUGUAUGUCGUGAACGAAUUGGCACGGUUUCCGAUUUAACGCGAUUUGCCUGGUGCGUGGGUGGAUUCAGCUAGAGCAUAAACUCAAUAGAGACGUAAAUUCCGAAUCGUAUUAAGAAGCAAACAGAAAGUGUACGCCGUCUGGGAGGAGCAGAAGAAGGGUUACACGCAAGUGUGUUGACGUUGAGUGUGAGACCACCCAAAGGGGAGGAAGCGGAAGAUUUACCAUCUUUCUGUAGCAGUGUAUCCCCGGUGGGAAAGGUUAUCAUUCAUCGAGUAUCGUUCAUUCAUUUCGAAUUUCCAUCAUAGUAAAGAGUGAAACAUCCGGCAACGAACACCAGCCGACUGUAAAAUAAACUCUUUCACAUUAUGAACGAAA